Molecule: messenger RNA, 746 nt
Organism: Panicum virgatum (switchgrass)
Lineage: Eukaryota; Viridiplantae; Streptophyta; Magnoliopsida; Poales; Poaceae
Product: 40S ribosomal protein S26-like
Exons: 5
Coding region: 139-537 (132 amino acids)
Biological process (GO): translation
Cellular component (GO): cytosolic small ribosomal subunit; ribosome
Molecular function (GO): structural constituent of ribosome; mRNA binding
Source: RefSeq, a predicted model, not a curated record
ACAGAUGCGCUAUAAUAAAAUGUACGAUUCUUCGCCUCCCCGCCCCCGCCUCGCACACCCGCUCGCGCCGCCGCCGCCGCCGCCGCAUUACUCUGCGAACCUAGACCCCCUCCGCGGCGGCUUCGAGCUUCCCCAGCCAUGACGUUCAAGCGGAGGAAUGGCGGGCGCAACAAGCACGGGCGUGGCCACGUCAAGUAUAUCCGGUGCUCCAACUGCGCUAAGUGCUGCCCCAAGGAUAAAGCCAUCAAGCGGUUCUUGGUGAGGAACAUUGUUGAGCAGGCUGCAGUGAGAGAUGUGCAGGAGGCUUGUGUGCAUGAUGGAUAUGUUCUUCCCAAGCUGUACGCAAAGGUUCAUCACUGUGUCUCAUGUGCAAUCCAUGCACACAUUGUUCGUGUUCGUUCUCGUGAGAACAGGAGGAACCGUGAGCCUCCGCAGCGCUUCAGGCGCAGGGAUGAUGGCCCGAGGCCAGGCCAAGGUCCGCCCCGCCCAGGUGGUGGCGCACCUCCCGCAGCGGCUCCUGCUGCUCCUCGCACCUAAGUUGAGGAAUGUGUUUCAGGGCUUAGUUUUGUCACCGAUGGGAUAAUACACUAUCCCUGUUUUGAGAUAAGCAAUGUUGCUGUAUCCGGUUCAUUUUGUUUAGCACAAUUUUUGUCUGCUCUCACCAUUGUUCAUCCAUAUGUUCGUGAUGACACUGAUAUAUUGCAAUAUGAAGCUGUUGGUUUUGCCGGUUUCAAAUGUGACAAAAA